GACAGCUGAGCAAAAAAACCCCCCAGUGCUGCCGGCAGAUAUCGGGACAUUUUAUCAGGACGUCUGGUCACCCUAGUGCUGUUGAUCAUUUAAUGGCUGUCUUGGAAGAUACGGCUACUGCAUUUCUUUUACAGUAUGUUGAACAGGAUAUUACCAUGCUGCUGAUCAGCACCUGUUGCCACUAGUCUCCAUGAUUGAAAAUGACAGCUGGGAAUGUUGGCAAAAUGUAAGUAAACAAGGCAGCAUUGGUUCAGUUUCUCAGAUUUCUGAGAGCAAAGUUUCUGUUUGAAUGACAAUGGCUGAAGGGGAUGUGUUGCUCGCAAAGGACCCUGAAGGUUCUGAGACAUGUACAGCUGAGGUCCCUACAGUGAAAGACAUAGAGCAGCUUUUGAAUACUGGAUUAUCUUCUUGUAACCACACUGAUGAAGUAUGGCCUAACCUCUUCUUAGGAGACCUAGUUACAGCUCACAACAGAUUUGGUUUAUGGAAGAUGGGCAUUACCCAUGUUUUAAAUGCUGCCCAUGGCACAAUGUUUUGCCAAGGAGGCCAAGACUUUUACGGCACUACCAUUGAUUACUAUGGCAUACCAGCCUAUGACCUUCCAGACUUCGACAUAAGCCAAUACUUUUUCUCUGCAGCAGAGUUUAUACAUAAAGCCUUGAACACACCAGGAGCUAAAAUUUUGGUGCACUGUGCGGUUGGAAUAAGCAGGUCAGCUUCUUUGGUGUUGGCAUAUCUCAUGAUAAAUCAUCACCUCCCGUUGAUCAAAGCCAUCAAAGCAGUGAAGGAACAUCGAUGGAUUUCACCCAAUAGAGGGUUUCUAAAACAGCUGCGAAAUUUGGACAUUCAGCUACGGCAAACAAGAGGCUGUUGAUCAGUGAAUAGAUCCAAAAUAUCUUUAAGUCACUUUUUAAAUGUCUAGGAAUGUUCAUGAAGACUUGGUCUUCAGAAUCAUUGCACUUAUUAAAUGUAUCUAUUAGCAAUACACAUU
Molecule: messenger RNA, 991 nt
Organism: Trachemys scripta elegans
Lineage: Eukaryota; Metazoa; Chordata; Testudines; Emydidae
Product: dual specificity protein phosphatase 13-like
Exons: 3
Coding region: 290-874 (194 amino acids)
Biological process (GO): protein dephosphorylation; negative regulation of MAPK cascade
Cellular component (GO): cytoplasm
Molecular function (GO): protein tyrosine/serine/threonine phosphatase activity; MAP kinase phosphatase activity
Source: RefSeq, a predicted model, not a curated record